GUGAGGGAAGCCAAACUUUUUCCUAUUUAAGGCCAAAGCAAAGGAAUCUCAGUGGCUGAGUUUUAUGACGGGCCCGGUGCUGAAGGGCAGGGAACAACUGAUGGUGCUACUUUGAACUGCUUUUCUUUUCUCCUUUUUGCACAAAGAGUCUCAUGUCUGAUAUUUAGACAUGAUGAGCUUUGUGCAAAAGGGGACCUGGUUUCUUCUUACUCUGCUUCACUCCACUGUUAUUUUGGCACAACAGACCCAGGAAGCUAUUGAUGGCGGAUGCUCCCAUCUUGGUCAGUCCUACGCGGAUAGAGAUGUCUGGAAGCCAGAACCGUGCCAAAUAUGCGUCUGUGACUCAGGAUCUGUUCUCUGCGAUGACAUAAUAUGUGACGAUGAAGAAUUAGACUGCCCCAACCCAGAAAUUCCAUUUGGAGAAUGUUGCGCAGUUUGCCCACAGCCUCCCACAGCUCCUACUCGCCCUCCUAAUGGUCUCGGACCUCAAGGCCCCAAGGGAGAUCCAGGCCCUCCUGGUAUUCCUGGGAGAAAUGGUGAGCCCGGUAUUCCAGGACAACCAGGUCUCCCUGGUCCUCCUGGCCCCCCUGGAUUCUGUGAAUCAUGCCCUACUGGUGGUCAGAACUAUUCUCCCCAGUUUGAUUCAUACGAUGUCAAGUCUGGAGUAGGAAUAGGAGGAAUCGGUGGUGGCUAUCCUGGGCCAGCUGGUCCCCCAGGCCCUCCUGGUCCCCCCGGUACAGUUGGUCAUCCUGGCUCCCCUGGUUCUCCAGGAUAUCAAGGUCCCCCUGGUGAACCUGGGCAAGCUGGUCCUGCAGGCCCUCCAGGACCUCCUGGUGCUAUAGGUCCAUCUGGUCCUGCUGGAAAAGAUGGAGAGUCAGGUAGACCUGGCCGACCUGGAGAACGAGGAUUGCCUGGACCACAAGGUAUGAAAGGUCCAGCUGGAAUUCCUGGAUUCCCCGGCAUGAAAGGACACAGAGGCUUCGAUGGACGAAAUGGAGAGAAAGGCGAAACAGGUGCUCCUGGGUUAAAGGGUGAAAAUGGUCUUCCAGGUGAAAAUGGAGCUCCUGGACCCAUGGGUCCAAGAGGGUCCCCCGGUGAAAGAGGACGGCCUGGACUUCCCGGAGCUGCAGGUGCUCGUGGUAACGAUGGUGCUCGAGGUAGUGAUGGUCAACCAGGUCCCCCUGGACCCCCUGGAACUGCAGGAUUCCCUGGAUCCCCUGGUGCUAAGGGUGAAGUUGGACCUGCAGGGUCUCCCGGUUCCAGUGGCUCUCCUGGACAAAGAGGAGAACCUGGACCUCAGGGACAUGCUGGUUCUCCAGGUCCUCCUGGCCCUCCUGGGAGUAACGGUAGUCCUGGUGGCAAAGGUGAAAUGGGUCCUGCCGGCAUUCCUGGAGCUCCUGGAUUGAUGGGAGCCCGGGGUCCUCCAGGACCAGCAGGUGCUAAUGGCGCUCCUGGACUUCGAGGCAGCGCAGGUGAGCCUGGUAAAAAUGGUGCCAAAGGAGAGCCGGGAGCACGUGGUGAACGUGGUGAAGCUGGUUCCCCAGGUAUUCCAGGAGCUAAGGGUGAAGAUGGUAAGGAUGGAUCACCUGGAGAACCCGGUGCCAAUGGGCUUCCCGGAGCUGCAGGAGAAAGGGGUGCCCCUGGAUUCCGAGGACCUGCUGGACCUAGUGGUAUCCCAGGAGAAAAGGGUCCUGCUGGAGACCGUGGUGCUCCAGGCCCCGCAGGGCCCAGAGGAGCAGCUGGAGAACCUGGCCGAGAUGGUGUCCCUGGAGGUCCAGGAAUGAGGGGCGUGCCCGGAAGCCCAGGAGGACCAGGCAAUGAUGGAAAACCAGGGCCUCCUGGAAGUCAAGGAGAAAGUGGUCGCCCCGGUCCUCCAGGGCCAUCUGGUCCCCGAGGUCCUCCUGGUGUUAUGGGUUUCCCUGGUCCUAAAGGAAAUGAUGGUGCUCCUGGAAAGAAUGGAGAAAGAGGUAGCGCUGGAGGACCCGGCCCUCAGGGUCCACCUGGGAAAAAUGGUGAAGCUGGACCUCAAGGCCCCCCAGGACCUACUGGGCCAGGUGGUGACAAGGGAGACACAGGACCCCCUGGUCCACAAGGAUUACAAGGCUUGCCCGGUACAGGUGGUCCCCCAGGAGAAAAUGGAAAACCCGGUGAACCAGGACCAAAGGGUGAUGCUGGUUCACCUGGAGCUCCAGGAGGCAAGGGUGAUGCUGGUGCCCCUGGGGAGCGUGGGCCUCCUGGAUUGGCUGGAGCCCCAGGACUUAGAGGUGGAGCUGGUCCCCCUGGACCUGAAGGAGGAAAGGGUGCUGCUGGUCCUCCUGGGCCACCUGGUGCUUCUGGCAGUCCUGGUCUGCAAGGGAUGCCUGGAGAAAGAGGAGGUCCUGGAAGUCCUGGUCCAAAGGGUGACAAGGGUGAUCCAGGUGGUGCAGGUGCUGAUGGUGUUCCAGGGAAAGACGGUCCAAGGGGUCCCGCUGGUCCCAUUGGUCCCCCUGGUCCAGCUGGCCAGCCUGGAGACAAGGGUGAAGGUGGUGCCCCGGGACUUCCAGGUAUAGCUGGACCUCGUGGUGGCCCUGGUGAGAGAGGUGAACAUGGCCCUCCCGGACCUGCGGGCUUCCCUGGUGCUCCUGGACAGAAUGGUGAGCCUGGUGGUAAAGGAGAAAGAGGUGCCCCAGGUGAAAAAGGUGAAGGAGGCCCUCCUGGAAUUGCAGGACCCCCUGGAGGUGCUGGGCCUGCUGGUCCUCCUGGUCCCCAAGGUGUCAAAGGUGAACGUGGCAGUCCUGGUGGUCCUGGUGCUGCUGGCUUCCCUGGUGCCCGUGGUCUUCCUGGUCCUCCUGGUAAUAAUGGUAACCCAGGCCCCCCAGGCCCCGGUGGUUCUCCAGGCAAGGACGGCCCCCCAGGUCCUGCAGGUAACAGUGGCGCUCCUGGCAGCCCCGGUGUGUCUGGACCAAAAGGUGAUGCUGGCCAACCAGGAGAGAAGGGACCACCUGGCGCCCAGGGCCCUCCAGGAGCUCCAGGCCCACUUGGAAUUGCGGGGAUUACUGGAGCACGGGGUCUUGCAGGACCACCAGGCAUGCCAGGUCCUAGGGGAAACCCUGGCCCUCAAGGCAUCAAGGGUGAAGGUGGUAAACCAGGAGCUAAUGGUCUAAAUGGAGAACGUGGUCCUCCUGGACCCCAGGGUCUUCCUGGUCUGGCUGGUACAGCUGGUGAACCCGGAAGAGAUGGAAACCCUGGAUCCGAUGGUCUGCCAGGCCGAGAUGGGUCCCCUGGUGGCAAGGGUGAUCGUGGUGAAAGUGGCUCUCCUGGUGCCCCUGGGGCUCCUGGUCAUCCAGGCCCACCUGGUCCUGUUGGUCCAGCUGGAAAGAGUGGUGACAGAGGAGAAAGUGGUCCUGCUGGCCCCGCUGGUCCUGCUGGUCCUGCUGGUGCCCGAGGUGCUCCUGGUGCCCAAGGCCCACGUGGUGACAAAGGCGAAACAGGUGAACGUGGUGCUAAUGGCAUCAAAGGACAUCGAGGAUUCCCUGGUAAUCCAGGCCCCCCAGGCUCCCCAGGUCCUUCUGGUCACCAAGGUGCAGUCGGUAGUCCAGGACCUGCAGGCCCCAGGGGACCUGCUGGACCCGGUGGACCCCCUGGCAAAGACGGAACAAGUGGACAUCCAGGUCCCAUUGGACCACCAGGCCCUCGAGGUAACAGAGGUGAAAGAGGAUCUGAGGGCUCUCCAGGCCACCCAGGACAGCCAGGCCCUCCCGGACCACCUGGUGCCCCUGGUCCUUGCUGUGGUGGUGGUGCUGCUGCCAUCGCUGGGGUUGGAGGCGAAAAAUCUGGUGGUUUUUCCCCAUAUUAUGGAGAUGAACCGAUGGACUUCAAAAUCAACACUGAAGAAAUUAUGAGUUCACUCAAAUCUGUUAAUGGACAAAUAGAAAGAAUCAUUAGUCCUGAUGGUUCUCGUAAAAACCCUGCUCGGAACUGCAGAGACCUGAAAUUCUGCCAUCCUGAACUCAAGAGUGGAGAAUAUUGGGUUGAUCCUAACCAAGGUUGUAAAUUGGAUGCUAUCAAGGUAUUCUGUAACAUGGAAACUGGGGAAACGUGCAUAAGUGCCAAUCCUUCCAAUGUUCCACGUAAGAACUGGUGGACCGAUUCUGGUGCUGACAAGAAACACGUUUGGUUUGGAGAGUCCAUGAAUGGUGGUUUUCAGUUUAGCUAUGGCAAUCCUGAACUGCCUGAAGAUGUCCUUGAUGUACAGCUGGCCUUCCUCCGACUUCUCUCCAGCCGGGCCUCUCAGAACAUCACAUAUUACUGCAAGAAUAGCAUUGCCUACAUGGAUCAUGACACUGGGAAUGUAAAGAAAGCCCUGAGGCUGAUGGGAUCAAAUGAAGGCGAAUUCAAGGCUGAAGGAAAUAGCAAAUUCACUUACACAGUUCUGGAGGACGGUUGCACUAAACACACUGGGGAAUGGAGCAAAACAGUCUUUGAAUAUCGAACACGCAAGGCUGUGAGACUACCUAUUGUAGAUAUUGCACCCUAUGACAUUGGUGGUCCCAAUCAAGAAUUUGGUGCGGACGUUGGCCCUGUUUGCUUUUUAUAAACCAAACUCUAUCUGAAAUCCCAGCAAAAAGUUUCAUUCCAUAUGUGUUCCUCUUGUUCUAAUCUUGUCAACCAGUACAAGUGACCAACUAAAUUCCAGUUAUUUAUUUCCAAAACAUUUGGAAAAAGAAUAAUUUGACCAAAAAAAAGGAUACUUUUUUGUUUUUGCUGUUCCAUCAAAUACAGUUCAAAUGCUUUUCGUUUUAUUUUUUUACCAAUUCCAAUUUCAAAAUGUCUCAAUGGUGCUAUAAUAAAUAAACUUCAACACUCUUCCAAUAACACUGUGUUACAUUCUUUGAAUCCUAGCCUAUCAGCAAAGCAAUGACUACGCUCACCAGUAAAAGAAAACCUUUCUGAAAUAGCCAAACAUGAAAUUAGAAAAGACCUCCCUAUUUCAACUACCUCAACUGGUCAGAAACAGAUGAAUUCUGAGUCCCAGAAGACCAAAAAAAUUGUAUAAGUGAACAAAAUUUGUGAAUUUCAUUGAAUAAUUUCCUAGGAUAUUGGCUCAAGAGAAAAUAGAGUUUAGUGCAAAAAUUUGAAGAAAUAUUUUUAAUGCCACAAAUUAAUUUAAUCUUGGGUAUCAACUUCUUUUUAAGGUGCUUCUCUUUUUUCUUGUCUUUGCUGGUCAAGAUUACUAAUAUUUGGGAAAGCUUUAAAGACACAUGUUAUGGUGCUAAUGUACUUUCACUUUUAAAACUCUAAAUCAGCAUUGUUGACUUUUAUUCAAAACAAAAAUGCACAGCAUCUGUACACGUCUCCUGUCAGAAAGAUUAAUUGGCAGGCCUCAGGGGACUCUCCCUAUAUCCUGUAAAAGUCAACAACAACAACAAAAUUAUGAGGCUGCUUUUGUCACAAUAACACAGAAUGUGUUGAAAUUUAACUCUGUAAGCUUGUAUGUGGUUGUUGAUCUUUUUUUUUUUCCUUAGAGACUCCCAUAAUAAAAUAUCAUAUUAAAA
Molecule: messenger RNA, 5534 nt
Organism: Microcebus murinus (gray mouse lemur)
Lineage: Eukaryota; Metazoa; Chordata; Mammalia; Primates; Cheirogaleidae
Gene: COL3A1
Product: collagen type III alpha 1 chain
Biological process (GO): extracellular matrix organization
Molecular function (GO): protein binding; extracellular matrix structural constituent conferring tensile strength
Source: RefSeq, a predicted model, not a curated record